Messenger RNA from Ambispora leptoticha, 2000 nucleotides. NCBI's taxonomy places the organism in Eukaryota, Fungi, Glomeromycota, Glomeromycetes, Archaeosporales, Ambisporaceae. The record is from the annotation of a GenBank genome assembly.
UAUGGCACGAACGGCUUAGGCAAGCGACUGUAAAUCGCUCUCAUGGAGGUUCAAAUCCUUCUGCUCCCACCACUUUUAGGAGAGUAAUUCCAGAUCUAAAACACAUUUCUCUAUUAUUGGUUAUUGAGAUUACCCAGUUUCUGCCAACUACCAGCCGAGCAAUAUGGGAGGGCAUUCACCAAACGGAAUCACCUCCCGCGUCUUUUGUUGAUCAAUUCCUGUCCUCUGCGUUAAAAAAGGACAGUAAUUUUAAUAACAUGUUCAAAGGAUUUAGUGAAAAAUUAAGAACCAAAUUAGAAGAAUUUAAUCAGAGCUCUGAGCAGUUUUUAUUUAAUAAAAAAUUAGGUGAUGCUAUUAUUGCUAAUGGUGGAACAAUUUCUAAUCCUACAUCCAUUAAGUUUGUUAAUUUUAGAGAAAAGGAUGAAAAUGGCAAUUAUGUUUCUGAACUUCCUCCUCGACUUAAAGCAGAUGGAACGAGAAAUUAUAACAAUAUGGUGGAUGUGGAAAAUACCAAAAAAGAAGCUCUUGAAAAGGCAGUUCUUAAAGCAAAGAAUGAUGCUUUUAAAGAAAUUAAUAAAACUAUCUCUGAAAUUAAAGAAUUUGAUAGAGUUAUAGAAGCAAUUAAGCAAGGUAAAGAAAGGUUUGAUAAUUAUAAAAAAGAAAUAAGUAAAGAAAUCAUUAAAUAUGCCAAAAAUAAAGGAAAUAAGAUUUUGGUAGAUAAGCAUUGUGAAGUAAUAAAAGAAAGAGUUGAUAAACUAGUUGCUUCUAAAAAUAGUGGCAAUAAUACUUCUCAAACAGAAACCAAUGAAGCUAAUUCAGAAGAAACCGAAGAAACUACUAAUCCCAGAACAAAUAACGAUAAUAACAACAAUUCUAACCGAGAACAAGGAAGAACAAAUAAUAAUGCCGAAAAUCUAAAAAAAGUUAAAAUCCAAAAACUUAAAGAGUUGUUUGAAUUAAGUGGUUUUUUAGAAGAGGAUGAGAUUAAUUCUUAUAAAGAUAAACUUUUAUCUCAUAUUCAACAAAAGAGAAAGGAUAAAAAGGUUGCUGAGGAAGUAAAUGAAAACUUACAUAAAGCCCAAGACCCGAAUGCUACUAUCCAAGACAAAAAGAAUGCCCUAGGUGAAUUAGACAAAAACGAGGGAGAACAAGCUUACGAGGAAAAAAAGGAGCAAAUUAAAGAAGCCAAAACAGAAGUAGCCAAAGUUAAUCCUAACGAGUAUAGGAAUAAGGUUAUUUCUAGUUUAGAUAAAAAGUUAGUAGAUAACGAACUAAAAGAAAAAGAUUUGGAUAACCAAGCCCAACAAGAAAUUAAGGAUUUGAGGGUUGGAAAAGAAUUGGAACCUAAUCAAUUAGUUGAAAUUGAAAUAAAGUUAACUGAAAAGAUUGGACAAAUCGGAGCCAAAAAGAAAAUGGAUGACCUUGCUUCUGGAGUAGAAAAAGCUGAACAGUUAUUAAAGAAUUUAGAAAAUAUUUCACAAAAUACUUCUACUUCUCAAUCUCCUGAUUUUAAAAUUGUAAUCGGGAUAGGAGUAAUUUUGGUGGUAAAUGCCUUUACUGACAGUCUCCUGAAAGAUUUAAUCGUAUGUUUAGUAGAAUCCCAAGGAGAAUUAUAUGACCCUUGCUGUGGUUUAGGCAGUUUUUUACUCAAAGCCAAAGCAAAAGAUGAAACCCUAAAAAUUAGUGGGAAUGAUAUUGACAGCAAUUUACAAGUUCCCUUCCCCAUCACUUUUGGCGAUUAUUUAGCCAGUGAAAAGCAGAAUUAUGUUUUGGCUCCUCUUCGUUAUGAGUUCGACCCAGCAAAAAAACCCCUCACCGAAGAAGAAAAACAAGAAAUUGAUGAAAAAAUUAAGACCACUCAGAAAGAACUAUAUAUGCUAAUUACUGAACUGGAUGAAGCAACUAAUAUUUAUCGCGAACAAGUAAAAAAAAUGGAUGCUGACCCCGAUUACUUAUUAAAAAAGGAUUUGGCUUUUGAAGGGGGAGUCAAUUUGGACUGA